Molecule: messenger RNA, 1653 nt
Organism: Lathyrus sativus (Indian pea)
Lineage: Eukaryota; Viridiplantae; Streptophyta; Magnoliopsida; Fabales; Fabaceae
Source: the annotation of a GenBank genome assembly
AUGGAAGUGGAACAAUCACAAAUUGUCAGUGAAGAUGUUGCUCAUCCACUUGAACAAGAGCAAGAAGUUCAACAAAUACAAGGAGAAGGGUUGUCAUCAUUGCCACCAAGUGCACUAAUAGAGGUAAGCAAAAGAAAACCCUCUAGAAAACCUUCUACAGUUUGGAAAGAUUUUAAAAGGGUUAAUGAUAAGGCUAUAUGUAAGUAUUGUGGGAAACAAUAUGCUGCAAAUAGUGGUAGUCAUGGCACUACUAACAUGCAUAAACAUUUGAAAGUGUGCCUGAAAAAUCCAAAUAGGGUAGUUGAUAAGAAACAAAAAACUAUAGCUAUUGGAAAAGAAAGUGAGGAUGAUCCUAAUAGUGUUAGCUUGAAACUUGUUGAUUUUAAUCAAGAGAGGACUAGAUUAACACUUGCAAAGAUGAUAAUCAUUGAUGAGCUCCCUUUUAAAUAUGUUGAAAAUGAAGGAUUUAAUAUGUUCAUGAAAGAGGCUCAACCAAGAUUCAAAAUUCCAUCUCGUGUCACUGUUGCCAGAGAUUGUUUAUGCUUGUACUUCGAUGAGAAAGAAAAAUUGAAAUCUAUGUUGUCUGCUAAUAAACAAAUGGUGUCUCUUACCACUGAUACUUGGACAUCGAUUCAGAAUAUGAAUUAUAUGUGUGUUACAGCUCACUAUAUUGAUGACGAGUGGAAUUUAAAGAAGAGUAUAUUAAGCUUUGGUAUAAUUGCUGACCAUAAAGGUGAAACUAUAGGGAUAACAUUAGAGAAUUGCAUGAAGGAAUGGGGUAUCAAGUCUAUAUGUUGUGUGACUGUUGAUAAUGCAAGUGCUAACAAUUUGGCAAUUGAUUAUUUAAAUCGAGGCAUGAGUUUUUGGAUUGGUCGUACUUUGUUUAAUGGGGAGUACUUGCAUAUGAGAUGUAGUGCUCACAUAUUAAACUUGAUUGUCAAAGAAGGAAUAAAGGAUAUUGAUGAAUCUGUUAAAAGAAUUAGGGUUGCAUGUAAGUUUGUCAAGGCUUCUCCUAGUAGGUUGGCUACUUUCAAGAAGUGUGCAGAAGCUGUUGGUGUAUGUUCUAAAGCAAUGGUAACACUAGAUGUAGAAACCAGAUGGAACUCUACUUAUUUAAUGUUGAACAUCGCUGAAAAGUAUGAACAUGCAUUUUACCGCUUAGAACAUGCUGAUGUUGCAUUUUUAACUAAUCUCCGUAUUGAGUCGAAAGGAUGUCCUAAUCGAGCUGAUUGGGAACGAGCUCGUAUUUUUGUGAAGUUUUUGAAAACUUUUUAUGAUGCCACACUUUCUUUUUCUGGGUCAUUGCAUGUUACUGCUAACUCUUUUUUCAAACAGUUGAUGGAUAUUAAAAAAACGUUGAAUAAAUGGAGGCACAAUGUUAGUGAUCCAAUUUUGAAAACCAUGACAGCAAAUAUGCAAUUGAAGUACAACAAGUAUUGGGAAAGCAAUACAAUAAAUUAUCUUCUCUUUGUUGCUAUUUAUCUUGAUCCUCGUUAUAAGCUUGACUAUAUUGAAUUUUGUUUUACUCGGAUGUAUGGUGAAAAAUUGUCAGAGGAUAUGUGUCGCUACUGCGAAAAUCGGCGCCGGCUGAACAGAAGAGUCGCCACCGUGCGUUAUUUAUCCCACGGGAGGGAAAGGAAACGCUCAGAGUAA